CCGCAGCUUCAAUUCUUUUUAAUGGAGGCACCUGUAGGACGUACUAACCCGGGGUCCUGACUGACGCUCACAUUGCCAAGAUGGCUGCCACCUUCUCAGGAUUGUUAAAACCUUGGAUACCAAGAGUGAUCCUGGUGAGAUGGAGCAGGUACAACCCAUACUAUCUGGAGCCAGAGGUCCGGAAGGAGGCCUACACCCGAUCAGAGGCAAAACUGACUAAGGAGGAGAGAGAACAACAGAAGCUCAAAACACUUCGCCCCAUUAAAGCUGCAACGGGUGGAGUCACCAGUUCAGUUUUCAAUGACCCCGACCUCAGUAAAUUCAUUAACAUGAUUAUGAAAAAUGGAAACAAGAUUUUGGCCAGAGACAUCCUCAAUCAAACCCUGGAAAACAUUAAGAGAAAACAGGUGGAAAAAUACCAUAAAGCUCCAGAGGGGAAGAAGGAAGAGAUUGAAUGUAACCCCUACACAAUCUUUCACCAAGCUCUGGAGAACUGUAAACCUGUGGUUGGGCUGGCCAGCAUUCAGAAGGGAGGAAAGUUUUAUCAGGUUCCCAUCCCUCUAACGGAGAACAGACGCCGCUUCCUUGCCAUGAAAUGGAUGAUCACUGAGUGCAGGGAAAACAAAGACAGACGUACUCUCAUGUAUGAAAAACUUUCUCAGGAACUCUUGGCGGCAUCCAUCAAAGAGGGCAAUGUAAUCAAGAAAAAACUUGAGCUGCACAAGAUGGCUGAAUCCAACAGAGCCUACGCCCAUUACCGCUGGUGGUAGACUUAAAAAGCGGCAUACUGGACAGAUGAUGUGAACCCUGCCGGACACAAAGAACUGCAAAGAUUUUCUCAUGAGAUUAACAGGGAUUUCAAAACGUCAUGUUUGGUAAAAGGACUAUGCUGUAAAAAUGUGUCUGGGAGCAUUGGCGCUUGUAUAAAAGAGUAGUGAGCAAUUUUACUGUCACUUUUGGUACCCUGUGCGACAAACCGUUAAAUACCUUAAAAGGUAUUACUAAUAGAAGCAAAUACAGUGAAAUAAAUUACUGAAAACCUUUAAA
Molecule: messenger RNA, 1047 nt
Organism: Betta splendens (Siamese fighting fish)
Lineage: Eukaryota; Metazoa; Chordata; Actinopteri; Anabantiformes; Osphronemidae
Gene: mrps7
Product: mitochondrial ribosomal protein S7
Exons: 5
Coding region: 81-770 (229 amino acids)
Biological process (GO): ribosomal small subunit assembly; translation
Cellular component (GO): ribosome
Molecular function (GO): mRNA binding; rRNA binding; structural constituent of ribosome
Source: RefSeq, a predicted model, not a curated record